Carassius carassius (crucian carp) is the source of this 1656-nucleotide messenger RNA. Its product is annotated as complement factor H-like. Bases 88 to 1404 code for a protein of 438 amino acids. The transcript is spliced from 10 exons. NCBI's taxonomy places the organism in Eukaryota, Metazoa, Chordata, Actinopteri, Cypriniformes, Cyprinidae. The record is from RefSeq and is a predicted model, not a curated record.
CUGGUAAAUGAUUUACUUGUUGAUCCCCAGCAGAAAAGAGUUUCAGAGUCUGACCAAAAACAAAAGUAUUUGUGAACUGAGCUCAGAAUGAGAGUUCCUGUAAAACUCCUCGGCUUCGGCUUUUGGUUGUUUUUCUUAAAUUGUGCCCGAUGUCAAGAAUGUCUUCGAGAGAACAUUGAAUAUGAAAACACAGAACCAGUUGAAAAAGCUUCAUAUGCUAAUGGGGAAACAGUGAAAGUGAACUGUGUGACAGGUUAUACUGGCUUUUAUAAAUUAAAAUGUGAAAAAGGAGAAUGGAAAAAAACCAUUGGGCGACCAUGUGCAAAGAAAAAAUGUAGUCAUCCAGGCGACGCACCAAAUGGUGAUUUUGAACUCACAGAGGGGACAGAGUUUGUUUUUGGAGUAACAGUGGUGUAUAAGUGCAACAAAGGGUAUGAAAUGACAAGCAGUAUCAAUCAUCGUUCCUGCAGAGCUCAAGGAUGGGACAACGCUGUCCCUGUCUGUGAGGUGGUGAAAUGUCCACCCAUCCUCACAGAUGAGGAGGUGACUGUGUCGGGUAACACAACGGAGGGAAGUUAUGGGGAUGCUAUUCGCUUUGAGUGUGUAUCUUCUGACAAAAUGAUAGACGGAAGUAGUGAAAUUCACUGCGAUGAGACGGGAAAAUGGAGUGACGUUGCUCCAAAGUGCAAAGACAUAACAUGUACAGCACCUGUCAUACCAAAUGGAUAUGUUGUUGAUUCACAGCCAGAAUACAAGAAAGAUGCCCUGUUAAAAUACAAAUGCAAUGAAAUGUUCAUGCCCAGAGAGGGAAUCCCCAGAUGUGCUAAAUUUGGCUGGACUGUGAAACCAGAAUGCGAUGAAGUAAACUGUGUGCUGAAGUCAACCACAUUUGGAGUAAAAAUUAUAAUCCCACAUGGAAAAACUAUUUUCAGAGCUACAGAAAGUGUGGAGAUCACCUGCUCUGAAAAACACUGGUUGUUUGGUACAAAAGAAACCAAAGAAACGUUUACAUGCCAAGAUAAUGGAGAGUGGGACAAUGAGCCUGUUUGUGCAGAGAUUACAUGUGAAGUUCCACGUGACCAGCAUGUAUAUAGACUAUACUUCUGGAGAACAAUGAAAUUAGGAGAAAAACAAUCUUACAGUUGUGAUUAUGGUUAUCGUCAAACAGCAGCAGAAGCCACAUGUACACGAGACGGAUGGACACCAAAACCACUGUGUACUGAAAUAGUGUGUGCAGCACCUAACAUUCCAAAUGCAGAGAUUGAGGGAGGUCAGAGAUCAAACUAUAGAAUCAAUUCAAGUAUACAAUAUAAAUGUCACUCUGGAUUUGAACCAGAGGAGCCUGUACAAAUCACCUGUGAAUCCCAGGGCCAGUGGAGAGGCAUACAGCAGUGCUCUAGCUAAAGACAAGAAGUAUGAAAGGAGUACAAGAAAGAAGUGCGCACCCAGCAGAAGACAUCUCCAGUAACUCCACACCAUCUCCAGUCUGCUCAGUUUAUUUGCUGAGGCACAUCAGAAUUAAACUAAUUGUGUUCCUGUAAAAUUAUGGAUUUCAGAAUCUCCACCAAUUCUCAGCCGGAGGAUGACAGCUUCACCUUUCUGUGAUGUUUGGUGUAUGUUUUAAUGGGGAAUGUCUGAAUAAAUCAUCUCAAUAAA